AUGGGAAAUUCGACCAUUAUCACUAUUCUUGGUUCAGUUGUUCAACAAUUCAAUUUGUAUAUUCCAAUAUUAUUCAUUUUUCUUGGCAGCAUUGGUAACGUUCUAAAUAUCAUUAUAUUUCGACAAAGGUCAUUGAAGUUUAUACCGUGUUCUAUCUACUUUUUAUCAUCAUCGAUUGCCAAUAUAUUUGUCAUUUACUUUUCCCUGUUUACACGUCUAUUAACACAAUAUGCUGGUAUACCAACAGAUACGGGUUCUGAUACAUUUUGUAAAACAAAAUAUUAUAUUCUUUAUUCAUCGCGCACACUCUCAGCAUGGUUAAUUGUUCUCGCAGCAAUUGAUCGAUAUGCGAGUUCUAGUCAAGAUUAUCGACGAAGAAAAUUUAGUCGAUUAUCUGUGGCAUAUUCAUUAAUUGGUAUCAUCAGCGGUUUCAUAUUCAUUAUCUACGUUCAUGUCCUCGUCUAUUUUAAAUUAACCUUUAUCAGAAAUCAAUAUAACCAAUUUGUACCAUCGUGUCUUCAACAAGCAGGUUUCAAUAUUUACCCGGUCUUUUCUGAUUUUUUCUUUUUAACAUGGUACUGUCUAUUACCACCUUUACUUAUGGCUAUCUUUGGAAUUUUAACAAUUAAAAAUGUUCGAACAUCACAACGACGAAUUAUGGCUAAUAACAAUGCAACAUUAAAACAACAGCUAAAGAAAAAUAAUCAAUUGGUAAAAAUGCUUUUACUUCAAAUAUUAAUAUUUAUUCCAUUAACAUUACCAUUAGCCAUGCAGAAAAUAUAUACAACAUUAACAGUGAAUUCAGUUAAAAGUGCCUAUACCUUAGCUACAGAUGAUUUUAGUGCACAAACAAUAGCUCUAUUAUCAAAUGCUUAUCAUAGUAUUAACUUUUAUGUUUACACACUCUCAGCUAGAACAUUUCGUGUUGAGUUAUUGAAAAUCUUUCAUUAUCAUCCUGAACGUCGAAUCAGAGAUAAUCAUCAUCUAACAAACACAACCAAACGUGAAUGUAUCGUUAGAACUGCAUAA
Messenger RNA from Didymodactylos carnosus, 1029 nucleotides. The record is from the annotation of a GenBank genome assembly. NCBI's taxonomy places the organism in Eukaryota, Metazoa, Rotifera, Eurotatoria, Philodinida, Philodinidae.